Molecule: messenger RNA, 780 nt
Organism: Suillus fuscotomentosus
Lineage: Eukaryota; Fungi; Basidiomycota; Agaricomycetes; Boletales; Suillaceae
Product: yeats family-domain-containing protein
Exons: 3
Biological process (GO): regulation of transcription by RNA polymerase II; chromatin remodeling
Cellular component (GO): Swr1 complex; NuA4 histone acetyltransferase complex
Molecular function (GO): histone binding
Source: RefSeq, a predicted model, not a curated record
GGUGUCACAAUACACAGACCGAUAAUAUAUGGAAACAUUGCGACAGUCCUUACUCCUGCUGAGAGGGAGACAUCUCACUAUCCAGACCACACUCAUCGUUGGACAGUCGCAGUUCGUAGCGCCCCGAGUGUCCCAGACUCUGAUAUUGUCGGUGGUGCAGAUGACUUGGGGUACUUCAUAAAACGAGUCACGUUCAAAUUGCACGAUACAUAUCCGAAUCCGACCAGAAAUAUCGAUAAACCUCCAUUUGAGGUGUCAGAAACUGGUUGGGGGGAGUUUGAGAUUCAAAUCCGCAUCACAUAUGUAGCAGAGUCUGGCGAGAAAGCCACCACGCUAUACCACCAUCUGAAGUUACAUCCUUGGUCGAUUACCUUCCCUAUGCCAAAUGCAUCUGCAGUUCCCGUAGAGCCUGAAAUUCCGUCUCCCGAGAACGCUGCAAAACUCGGGCCUGUGCAUAGUUGGCAAUACGACGAGAUUGUCUUUACAGACCCAUUCCAAAAUUUCCUCAAUCUUCUAACUGCACAUCCACCAACGCCGCUGCCGAAAACGAGUGUAAACAAGAAGCCCGUUCCUUUUCACUCGUCUAACCCCGCGUCAUUGGAGGCGAGUUUAAAGGGUGGUGUGCCGGAGUUCACCAGUGCCAUGGAGAAAGAGGAGGCAGAUAGAAUGGAAGAAGCGAAGGGCAAGAUUAUCAAAGAGCAGGAGAAAUGGCGAGUCAUCUUGAUAGAAAAAGAAAAGGAGCUCGAAAGGCUUCAGAAGUUACUUACAUCAAAGGAGUGA